AUGUCCACCGCUCCAGCACCUGCUGAGAAAUGCCCGGUCAACACUGAAGCAGCCCGGAGCAACGGAAUCUGUGCCGAAUUAGAAGAAGCGCUCGGCAUCAAUGAGCUUCGAUGUCGUCAACAGGCCUGUGCAAAGGGCGACUUCAUCUCGCAUGUGCUAGGUCUGCGCCAACUCAAUGAUGUCGACGUUGAUGAGGAGCAGGUACCUCGCUUGCUGGAGAUGUUUAGUUGGACAAACACAUCGAGAACUGUGAUGGCCAAGCUUGACGAUGGCGCCACCACACGUUGA
Fulvia fulva is the source of this 288-nucleotide messenger RNA. RefSeq lists its product as uncharacterized. Lineage: Eukaryota; Fungi; Ascomycota; Dothideomycetes; Mycosphaerellales; Mycosphaerellaceae. The transcript has 3 exons. Bases 1 to 288 code for a protein of 95 amino acids. The record is from RefSeq and is a predicted model, not a curated record.